This is a messenger RNA of Brenthis ino (lesser marbled fritillary), 2799 nucleotides long. The record is from the annotation of a GenBank genome assembly. Lineage: Eukaryota; Metazoa; Arthropoda; Insecta; Lepidoptera; Nymphalidae.
AUGGCGGCACAAGUGAUUUCCGGGACUCAAAUCGCUCGAUCAAUCGAGAAUGAUCUCCGAGAGCAAGUUUCGGAAAUGCGGCAAAAGAGCCCAGGGUUUCAGCCGAGGCUUGCCAUCGUGCAGGUCGGGGGCCGAGAGGACUCCAACGUGUACAUCCGUAUGAAGCUAAAGGCUGCCGACAACAUCGGGAUCUACGCUGAGCAUAUUAAACUACCAAGGGAAUGCAAUCAAAAUGAGCUGCUCACACGGCUUGGCGAACUCAACGACUCACCGUUGGUGCACGGCAUCAUCGUGCAGAUGCCGCCGGACUCCGCGCACCCCAUAGACGCUCACCUAAUUACCGACGCUGUUUCGCCACAUAAAGACGUCGAUGGUCUGAACACUAACAAUGAAGGGCGAGUCGCGCUUGGAGAUAUGUCAGGCUUUGUACCUUGCACUCCGGCCGGCUGCAUAGAGCUCAUCAAGAGUACUGGAGUGACUAUUGCUGGCAAAAAUGCCGUAGUGCUUGGAAGAAGUCGUAUUGUGGGUACACCCGUUGCAGAACUCCUGAAAUGGGAGCACGCUACAGUCACUGUAUGCCAUUCGAAGACCAAAAACUUAAGCGAAAUUACAAAAACUGCCGAUAUAUUAGUAGUAGCAAUAGGCAAACCCGAGCUGGUACGAGGCUCGUGGAUCAAGCCAGGCGCUGUCGUGAUUGACUGCGGUAUAAAUGCUAUCCCUGAUUCAUCAAAAGCUAGUGGACAACGUUUAGUGGGAGACGUGGCAUACUCGGAGGCGGCUCAGGUCGCCAGCCACGUGACGCCGGUGCCGGGCGGCGUGGGCCCCAUGACGGUGGCCAUGCUCAUGCGCAACACCGUGCUGGCGGCGCGCCGGCAGUUCGACCGUCUCACCAGCCCGAGCUGGCCUUUGCAGGCCUUGCAUUUGAACACAUUGACACCUGUACCUAGUGAUAUAGUGAUUGCGCGCUCUCAAAAACCUAAGCAUAUCACACAGCUGGCUAAGGAAAUUGGAUUAUCCCCGAACGAAGUAUCGCAAUAUGGCAACACUAAGGCAAAAAUAUCUCUGUCCGUACUAGAUCGCUUGAAAGAUCAACCCAGUGGAAAAUAUAUAGUAGUUGCAGGUAUAACACCCACACCGCUAGGCGAGGGCAAGAGUACGACGCUCCUCGGCCUCGUGCAGGCGCUGGGCGCGCACCGCGGCCGCAACGCCUUCGCCUGCAUGCGCCAGCCUAGCCAGGGGCCCACCUUCGGGGUGAAGGGAGGGGCGGCUGGUGGUGGUUACUCGCAGGUAAUUCCUAUGGAAGACUUCAAUCUACAUCUUACGGGUGAUAUCCACGCAGUUACCGCUGCAAACAAUCUUUUGGCAGCGCAAAUGGACGCUAGAAUCUUCCACGAACUAACACAAAAAGACGGUCCUUUAUACGAUCGCUUAGUACCAAAGAUAAAAGGAGUCAGAAAAUUCUCCCCCAUACAGUUGAGAAGGCUCAACAGAUUGGGUAUUAACAAGACUGAUCCUGACGCGUUAACUCCGGAAGAAAGAACUAAAUUUGCCAGACUAAAUAUCGACAUUAAGAACAUUAUGUGGAACAGAGUGGUGGAUCUUAAUGAUAGGUAUUUACGUAAAAUUACAAUCGGUCAGUCACCAACGGAAAAAGGUUUCACGCGCGAGACGAGCUUCGAUAUCUCUGUGGCUUCGGAGAUUAUGGCUGUGUUGGCUCUCGGCAAAGAUAUAGAUGACAUCAAAGAAAGGCUCGCUAACAUGGUUGUUGCAUUGGACACAAGCGGCAAUCCUGUCACAGCUGACGAUUUGGGUAUUACUGGAGCUUUAUUAGUGCUUCUAAAGGACGCAUUUGAACCAACGUUGAUGCAAUCAUUAGAGGGAACACCUGUUCUGGUACACACUGGGCCUUUUGCUAACAUCGCGCACGGCUGCUCAUCCAUCUUGGCUGACAAGAUUGCAAUGAAGUUGGCUCGCAAAGAUGGAUAUGUUGCUACGGAAGCUGGUUUCGGAUCUGAUAUUGGUAUGGAAAAAUUCUUUGAUAUUAAGUGCAGAGCGAGCGGUGACACCCCGCACUGUGCGGUCAUCGUGAGCACGGUACGAGCACUCAAGAUGCACGGUGGCGGGCCCACCGUCAGUCCGGGGCUUCCCCUAAAUGAGGUUUACUUGAAGGAAAAUUUGGAGCUAUUGAACAAAGGCUUAUGCAACUUAGGCAAGCAUAUUAGCAAUGGCAAUAAAUUCGGAGUUCCCGUGGUUAUCGCCAUUAACAGACAUGGAAAUGAUACAGAGGCAGAACUGAACAUGGUCAAGGAAUACGCUUUAAAGAAUGGCGCCUUUAGAGCGGUUGUAUGCAACCAUUGGGCUAAGGGAGGCGAGGGUGCAUUAGAUCUGGCGGACGCGGUCAUCGCGGCUUGUGAUAAACCCUCUAACUUCGAAUUCUUGUACCCCCUGAGCAUGCCGCUUCAGGAUAAGAUACAGAAGAUCGCUACAGAAAUGUAUGGCGCUGGAUAUGUAGAAUACACUGAUGAAGUUUUGGAGAAAAUGAAAGGAUUUACUCAAAAAGGUUACGAUAAAUUAGCAGUAUGCAUGGCUAAGACAUCGAACUCGCUCACCGGAGACCCGAGUGUGAAGGGCGCUCCAACAGGCUUCACUUUACGCAUCAACGACAUUUUCGUAUCAGUUGGCGCCGGCUUCGUUGUCCCGAUGGUGGGAGAGAUAUCUAAAAUGCCGGGACUUCCCACUCGCCCUAGCAUCUACGAUAUAGAUCUAGAUACCAAAACUGGUGAAAUUAAAGGGCUCUUC